AUGAUGAAUAUGGGCGGGCCAUCAACCUUACCAGAAGUGCACGAAUUCCUUUCCCGCCUUUUCCACGACCGCGACCUCAUCCCUCUUCCAUUGCAAAGCCUCAUCGCCCCCUGGAUAGCAAAACGGCGCACACCCCAGAUAGAGAAACAGUACGCUGCGAUCGGCGGUGGGUCGCCCAUCCUCCGGUGGACGAGGCAUCAAGGACAGGCGAUGAUCCCCCUUCUGGACGAGCUAAGCCCGGAAACGGCACCGCAUAAGGCGUAUGUCGCAUUCCGGUAUGCGAGGCCGUAUACUGAGGACUGUAUGGAUGAGAUGCGCCGGGACGGUGUGACCCGCGCGGUCGCAUUCACGCAGUACCCGCAGUAUUCGUGUUCCACUACUGGGAGCAGCCUGAAUGAGGUCUGGCGCUGGGCGACGGGGGUGAAGAGUAGGCCGAAAGUGGGGGACGAGGAUGUGCAAAUGGGGAUGCCCGGUGUGGAGUGGAGCGUUAUCGAUCGUUGGUUCGCCCACCCCGGUUUGGUAGAAGCAUUCGCACGCAACAUCGAAACUGCGUUGGAACACUACGAUCCCUCAACGCGUGACUCGGUCGUGCUCCUCUUCUCUGCCCACUCCCUCCCCAUGUCCGUUGUGAACCGGGGCGACCCAUACGUGCUCGAAGUCUCUUCCACAGUAAGCGCGGUCAUGCACCGCCUAGGGAACCGAAAUCCCUACAGGCUGGUAUGGCAGAGUCAGGUCGGGCCUAGCGCGUGGAUGGGACCGCAGACGAAUGAUGCGCUCAAGGGACUUGCUAGGCUAGGGAAGAAGAAGGUGUGCCUGGUGCCGAUCGCGUUUACCAGUGAUCAUAUAGAGACGCUGUUUGAGCUGGAUCACGAGUAUGCGGAGGAAGCGAAGCAGCUCGGAAUCGAUAUCACCCGCGCCGAGUCGCUCAACGGCUCCCCCGUGUUUGCCCGUGCGAUAGCAGAUAUCGCUGCUGCGCAUCUGAAGGAAGUGAAGCGGACGGGACAGCAUGCGAGUGUGCAGAUGGGACUUCGUUGCCCCGGGUGCAAGUUUGAGCAUUGUGGGAAGCAGAAGGAGUGGUUUGCUAAUGGUGGGCGGUAA
Messenger RNA from Dacryopinax primogenitus, 1098 nucleotides. Its product is annotated as ferrochelatase. Gene Ontology annotation, molecular function: protoporphyrin ferrochelatase activity. Lineage: Eukaryota; Fungi; Basidiomycota; Dacrymycetes; Dacrymycetales; Dacrymycetaceae. The coding region runs from base 1 to 1098 and encodes 365 amino acids. The transcript has 4 exons. Gene Ontology annotation, biological process: heme biosynthetic process. The record is from RefSeq and is a predicted model, not a curated record.